Molecule: messenger RNA, 1643 nt
Organism: Gadus chalcogrammus (walleye pollock)
Lineage: Eukaryota; Metazoa; Chordata; Actinopteri; Gadiformes; Gadidae
Gene: lamp1a
Product: lysosomal associated membrane protein 1a
Exons: 9
Coding region: 282-1526 (414 amino acids)
Cellular component (GO): membrane
Source: RefSeq, a predicted model, not a curated record
UCUGUUUCACGUGACUCGGCAUUCCGCACCGGGACUUGAACGCGUCCUGACGUCUGCUGUUGCUCUCCUGCGCAACAUGCCACUAACGGAGCCCUAUAAUACCUAAUGGAUGAAUACAAAUAAAUGCAUACGGAGAAACCAGGACGUAAUCAGUGUCACUUGUAUAGAAGGAAAAGGAUUUUAUUAUUUUCGGAUUGCGCACUGACCUGCUUCCAUCCGCGACUCACUGCGCUAGGCUAUUAUAUCGCGUUACUUCCAAGUGAAAUUUCUGGAUUGGAAACAUGAAGAAGUCAAACUUGUGUUUCCAGCUCGUCGCCUGUUCGAUGAUUUUAGGGUUCGUCCGGGCUGUGACGUUGGAGUUGAGAGAGGGAAACUCCACCUGUAUCAAGGCUGAUCUUUCCGCCUCUUUCUCCAUCACCUACAACACAACUAACACCUCGACCACAGUAAAGGUGGAUCUCCCGGACUCUACUACGGUGGAUCAGGGCAGCAGUUCAUGUGGCAGCGACGGGCGUCCGGCGUCGCUGGUGGGCGUGUUUGGGCCAGGCCACACCCUCGGACUCGUCUUCUCUAACAAUGGGAGCAUGUACAGUGUGAACAUGCUGAUCAUACAGUACAACCUGAGUGACAGCGCUCUGUUCCCCCUGGCUAACAGCUCAGACGUUGUCACGGUGAUGACGGAAUCUGUGGGGAUGUGGGCAUGGCUCAACACCACCUACCGCUGUGUAAGCCCCGCUUCUAUCCCAGUGGGAGGGGCAAUAGUGACCCUCUCUGGGGUUAAGAUGGAGGCGUACAUGACCCAAGAAGACUUAAGCCCCGUUGAGAGUGUCUGUACUGCUGACCAAGAGGGUACCACGUCAGCGCCUACAACACCCAGCCCCACCACGACGCCAGUGCCGUCACCCACCCCGCAAGGCCUCCCUGAACAGGGAACCUACGCUGUUACCAAGGGCAACGAAACCUGCCUGAUGGCCAGGAUGGGACUGCAGCUUAACAUCACCUACACCUCUCAGUCCAAGAACAAUACGGUCCAGGAAGUAGUGAACAUCCACCCCAACCUGACGACGGCUUCGGGCACGUGUGGAGCCAGCAUCUCCACCCUGGUCCUGGACCAUGAGGGAAACACAAUCAUCUCGUUCACCUUCACUCUGAACACCACCUCCAACAAGUACCACCUCAGCGGCCUCGUGCUGGUGGCCAACUGGUCCGACAUGAGUGAACCAGUGUCGGUGAGCAACAGCAACCUGGCCUACCUGACCAGCGUCUUGGGCCGGUCUUACUCGUGUAACUCGGAGCAAAGUCUGAUCAUCACAGAGGCGGUCUCCAUUAAUACCUUCAGACUGCAGGUGCAGCCGUUUGCUGUGAUCAGCAAUCAGUUCGCUACGGCGGUAGAGUGCCAAAUAGACCAGGACCAGAUGUUGAUCCCCAUCGUGGUGGGAGCCGCUCUGUCUGGUCUGGUGCUUGUGGUCCUCAUAGCCUACCUGAUCGGCAGGAAGAGGAGCAACGCAGGAUACCAAACCAUCUGAUCGACCUCGCCCACGUCUCACCUGACUGACAACGCCAACCUCUCACCUGCUUGGCCGUGGCCACCUACGACCUGACAGACCACACCAACCUCUGACUGCCCAGACCAUCUCUCAACA